CUCAAAAUUUUAGGGUCGAAACUUGACUUGCGUAGAGUACUUACGUACUGUAACAACAAGACAACAAGUGCAGUUACGUUGUUCAUUACAGUUUACGGUACAUAGUACAGUCGUCAACAUGGCGGAGAAAAGGAAAGGCAGGAAACGUCGUGAAGAGGAUGAUUUACUUCCCAAAAAAGAGGUGAAAGAGAAACCGUUGAAAACAGAAUAUGAGGUAGCAAAGUGGCUCAGGAGUAAUCUGCAAACCAAGAAGACGAAGUUUCUCAACCACAAUGUUGAAUACUUCACGGGGUCAAAGGCAGUGGAUGCCCUUCUUGAGUCCAAUUUUGCCAAAACGGUGAAAGGGAAACCUCCUCUCUUCUCCAAGAGGGAAGAAGUUGUUUGGUUUCUGAAUGACAUGCUGAGGCACAAUUUCUUUCAUCGUGCAAAGAAGAUCCCAGUCUCCGAACAGGAGUUGAAAGCAAAGCUUUCUAAAAAGAAGGAGAAGAAGGUUGAGGAUGACAAGAAAAAAGAAGAAGAAAAUGCCGAAAGUAGCCAAGCAGAAGGAAAGAAGCCAGAGUCGGAGACGGAACAGCAGCAGAAAAAGAAGUACAAGAUUCGUUUGGACAUGCAUUACGAACAAGUCUUUAAGGACAACCUAGACGCGUAUGUUUGGAUUUAUGAACACAAACCCUUGUAUUACUGGAUUUGUGGAGCUUUGAUUGUUCUAGGAACUAUUGGUAUCUGUCUCUUCCCUCUGUGGCCACUGUCGUUCAGAUUGUGUGUGCAAUAUUUAAGUAUAGCUGCAGCUGGUUUCUUAGUAUUGAUUAUACUUCUGACACUAUUCCGAUUAGUAAUCUUCAGCAUUCUUUGGCUUCUAACUGUGGGUCGCCUCCAGUUCUGGUUGUUCCCCAAUUUAACAGAAGAUGUUGGGUUCUUCGCUUCUUUCUGGCCGAUUUACCAGUAUACUCUUGUGCCGAAGGCUGGUGACAAAGCCAAGAAAAAAGAAAAAGAGAAGAAUUCAGAUGAUGAAAGGGAUUCGGACAAAAAUGAAUCAAGUAAAGAAAAAGAUAAUGAAAAUAGUGAAAGUGAAAGUGAAGAUAAAAGCCAAGAAAAGCAAGAUGGCUCCGAGACUGAAUCAGAGUCAAGCAGCCAGCAGUCGCAGACUGGAAAAGAUUUUGAGAUUGUGGAUAAAGAAGAUGCCGAGGACGAUAAAAAGAGCUCCUAAUACUUAAAGACAGACUUGUUGUGAAUGUUCGUGUGGUGUUCGCAUCUUCGUGUUUUCACCGGCAUGAUAUGAUAAAAGAUUCUCGGACACCGCAGCCUUUUCAUACUGCUCUAUUGUCUGCUUUUAUGCAUUGAUGUAUUUUUUUGCAAACUGGACAAAAAAUUUCUCUCACCUAGACUUUAUUCAGAAAAGGUUUUUUUAAUUUUCUUUUUUAAUUUUUCAUCAAAUACAGUUAAUGCUUGAGGCAUACGCUACAGCACAGGGUCAAGACUUACCUGUUGUUAGCUGGAACUUCAUUGAAGUUUCUCUUGUAUUUCCUUCAACAUGCAUGCCCUUAAUGAUUAAUUUUGAUUUAUCAGCACAGCAAAGUUUAAUUUCAUUACCAAGAAUGGCAUUUCCAGUUCAAUAGCAUUUAGUAUCUUAUGGACAAAAAUCAAAGGGUUUUCAGGAUACCUCUAAAAGUGCAGAAAUGAUGACAGGACUGCAAAUAUCUCUCAAGUCUUGUAAGGUUUUUUUUUUUAUUUUCUUAAGAAGUAUGACUUUUUAGACUUUUACGGUUUCGAAUCAAAUUCACAAGCCGUGCCAAUUUGUUGAUAGCACUCCAUUUUUUUAAUAUGAGCCUCAAGUACAAGAUUUCACAUGUCGUAAAAUAUGCCUGUGCAAAAAAUUUACUUAAAUUGAAAUUUAAUGCAACUUCUCCUUUUCAUGGAUGGAAAGAGAUUUUUUCAACUAAAGGAGAGGUAGUUUUUCUUAAAGACCUACUAAAAUGUCAUGAUGCAUGAGUUACAAAUUCAUGGGUCCAAGAUUUUAGGAUGGAUAGGAAGACUAUCUAAUAAACCUUUUCAACUUUAAUUUGAGUUACUGUGUUACAUAUUGGAUUGUAAAAAGUUACUACCCAAAUGACCUGGUUACAAGAUUUAAAAAAUUUGUGUCUGCGUUCCUUUGCUCUGCAUUCCUUCAAUUGCUUUAUAUGAUUGAAUAUUGGGUCAUUUAUAAAUCAAUACCAUUUGAAAUUUCUAGCUUAUUUUUGGAUAGCCGGUGAAACGAUAAAUUCCGGAAGCUAUACCAACAUUUCCUUACAUUAUACUAUCCUUGAGUAGCUAGUGUCCAUACAACUAAGCUUGAAGUCUUAUUUUUCUAAUUCCAUUACUGUGGAGUUGAGGAUCUAGAUUAAUUUUAAAGAAAAUUUAAAAAAUGGUGAGACGACUCAUAGAUUGUGGAAUCUGAAGGUUCUAUCAACUGGAUUAAGCUUAAGCUCUCCUCCCUCUCCCCCCCCCCUCGCCUAGGAAAAAAAAUAUAAUGAUAAAAAGACAACAACUUAAAGUGAUUUGAUUAUGAUGGUUUGACAAUUUUCCCUUCUUCUCUAAUGAUUGAUCCAAGAAAAAUGACACAAAACCUCCAAUCUAUUCCAGUGUUAAAUUCAUUACAUGAAUGCAUACAUCUGGCACAUGCCGUAAGUAAUCAAAGUUCUCAUUUUAAGAGUACUCUUCUAAAGGCUUUUGGUCACUUUUUCUCUUUUUUUCUUGGAACAUGUCUCUCUUUUCAGUUCAUGAAAGAAUAGAAACAUUUUGUAGCCAUUCAUCCUCUUCAAUCGAAUAGAUUUGAACAAAGUCUCGCCAUUUCGUCACCAUUGUGUGACCUCUUUCAUAAAGAUCAGUGUUGUUGAAAUCUUCUCCUGCUGUCCUUUUAUCUAAGCAAAGAACAGAGAUAAUGAUUGAUCAGAAGGAUUGUAUCUCAUUCCGAUCGUGCAUCUCUUUCUCCUCUUUGAUAUUUUUCACGACUAAGUAUUCUAGCUGUUUAACUUUAAAAUAAGUCUGGAAAUAUUGGUGAUAAAGAUAAAAAAACUUAAAUUUGGACAAUACUUUUUUUGAUGUCCGUACAGACUCAAGCAACGAGUACCCUGGAAGUCUUCCGCAAUGAUCUCGAAGGUUUCUCAGUCAGAUACACUUUUGGGAAAAUUUGACCCAUUAAAAUUUUCUCUUUGUGAUGGCCAACUAGGAAAUUUAUUCUUCGUGGCACCAUAUUAUUUAUGUUUUAAAGUUUUUUCUGUAGUUGUGUUGAAUUCCCUGUUAAUCAACAGUUUUAAGAUUUUAAUCAAGUAUUGUAUUUAUUUUUACUGUUUUAUUUAAUCUUUACUUAUUUCAGUCAAGUCAUCAAUUCAAUGUAUGUAUUUAAAUAUUUAUAAUAAAUUAUCCUAGAACAAUUUUA
Bemisia tabaci is the source of this 3415-nucleotide messenger RNA. RefSeq names its product translocation protein 1 (gene Trp1). Lineage: Eukaryota; Metazoa; Arthropoda; Insecta; Hemiptera; Aleyrodidae. Gene Ontology annotation, cellular component: endoplasmic reticulum; endoplasmic reticulum membrane. Gene Ontology annotation, biological process: post-translational protein targeting to membrane, translocation. The record is from RefSeq and is a predicted model, not a curated record.